Letharia columbiana is the source of this 444-nucleotide messenger RNA. RefSeq lists its product as uncharacterized. Lineage: Eukaryota; Fungi; Ascomycota; Lecanoromycetes; Lecanorales; Parmeliaceae. The transcript has 3 exons. The record is from RefSeq and is a predicted model, not a curated record. The coding region runs from base 1 to 444 and encodes 147 amino acids.
AUGGUACCAGCGGCGAAUGCGGAGAACACUGCGGAGAACAUUGCGGAGACAGUCAUCAGCAGCAGUGACACAACAGGCCUACUCUCCACGGUCUCACACCAAUCCACUCAGCCAGUGCAAGAGAAGUCAAUACAGCAGGCGAAUGCGGAGAACACUGCGGAGAACAUUGCGGAGACAGUCAUCAGCAGCAGUGACACAACAGGCCUACUCUCCACGGUCUCACACCAAUCCACUCAGCCAGUGCAAGAGAAGUCAAUACAGCAGGCGAAUGCGGAGAACACUGCGGAGAAACCAAGCGGCAACAAGGCCCCCAGCACCAAGAACACGGCUCAGCUCUCCAAGAUCCCACGUCAUAUGCUCUCCACGGUUCCACAUCAAAUCAUCACUCAGCAAGCGGAGAACACCACUACAACUUGGCCUAUCAUCCCCACUACAUUGAUAUAA